Molecule: messenger RNA, 2286 nt
Organism: Vicia faba (fava bean)
Lineage: Eukaryota; Viridiplantae; Streptophyta; Magnoliopsida; Fabales; Fabaceae
Source: the annotation of a GenBank genome assembly
AUGGAGUUUCAUGGUUUGGUUUUGCUAUUCUGCUAUGUUUGGUGUGUCAUUUUUGUGGGAAUUUGCAGUGGUCAGUUACAAUCCUCUCAGACUCAAGUUCUUCUACAAUUACAAAAGCACUUAGAAUUUCCAACACAGUUAGAAAUAUGGAAAGAUCAUAGGGAAGAAAUUUGCUUUAUUUCUUCUACACAAGUGAAAGUUACAUGCAAGGACAAUUUUGUCACAGAGCUAACUAUCUUUGGUGAUAAGCCAAAUAAUGGUAGAGAUUUUGAUGGAUUUGCUAUUCCAAAUCAAACACUGACACAAACCUUCUCAUUGGACUCAUUUGUGGCCACUCUUGCAAGGCUAACUAGCUUGAAAGUUCUUCAUCUUGUUUCUUUAGGAAUUUGGGGACCACUUCCUGAUACAAUUCAUAGACUAUUCUCACUUGAGUAUUUGGAUUUGAGUUCGAAUUUUCUUUAUGGAUCGAUCCCUCCGAAAAUUUCUACUAUGUUCAACCUUCAAACUCUUAUUUUGAGUGAUAACUUCUUCAAUGGUACUGUCCCUAACUUGUUCAAUUCAUCAAAUACUCUCACAGUUCUUAGUUUGAAGCAUAAUAAGUUGAAGGGUCCAUUUCCAUUUUCGAUCCUUAGUAUCAAAACUUUGACUAACAUUGACAUGUCGAGAAAUCAGUUAUCAGGAAGCUUGCGAGAUUUUACUGAUAUGAGUAGCUUGGAAGAGCUAGAUUUAAGAGAAAAUGAAUUCGAUUCUUCGCUACCUGAAAUGCCGAAAGGGUUGAUAACUCUUUUCCUCAACCGGAACUUCUUUUCAGGUCAAAUUCCAAAACAAUAUGGUCAACUAAAUAGUCUUCAGCAGCUUGAUAUUUCCUUCAAUAGAAUAACAGGAACUACUCCUUCUGAACUUUUCUCUUUGCCGAAAAUUAGUUACUUGAAUUUGGGAUCCAAUGUGUUGAGUGGAACACUUGAAAAUCACAUGAAAUGUGGCCAAAAUCUUAGUUUUGUUGAUAUAUCAAACAAUAAGUUCGUUGGAGCUUUGCCUUCUUCUCUAAGAAAUGAGUCAGAAAAUAGAAUCGUUAAGAGCGAUGGAAACUGUUUAUCUGGAAGUUUGCAGCAUCAACAUGAAGUAUCCUAUUGUGCAGAAGCUCGUGGAAAGGCGAAGUCGUAUCGAUUUGGAGUUUUCGUUGGCGUCAUUGUUGGAAUUCUUGUUAUCAUUGUGCUUUUGGGCUUAUGCAUUGUUUUUACUUGUAAAUGGUUGUACUCUAAGGGGAUUUCGGAGCAGCACCUAUUGAAUAAAUCAGUUCAAGAUAGCUAUACAGCCGGAUUCUCAUCCGAACUUAUUGCAAAUGCAAGGUAUGUUUCUGAAGCUGCAAAGUUAGGAAGAGAAGAUCUUCCUUCGUGUCGAUCAUAUUCGUUGGAAGAGCUUAUGAAUGCGACGAAUAACUUUGACAAUUCUACUUUUCUUGGCGAAAAUAUAUAUGGGAAGCUGUACAAAGGGAAACUGGAGAGUGGGAUACCUGUGGUGAUAAGAUGCAUACCUUUGUCGAAAAAGUACUCGGUUCGGAAUUUCAAACUGAGGCUGGAUUUGCUUGCAAAGCUUCGCCACGCGCAUUUGGUGUCUCUUUUGGGACACUGCAUUGAUGGUAUUUUAGGCGAGCGUAACGACUCGAAGGUGUUUCUUGUUUAUGAAUGCGUGUCAAAUGGGAAUUUCCAAACUUAUCUCUCAGGAGAUAGUUCAGGGAAGAUUUUCAAUUGGUCAGAGAGAUUAUCAGUUCUUAUCAGUGUUGCUAAGGCAGUUCACUUCUUACACACUGGAAUGAUACCUGGUUUCUUCAAAAAUAGACUUAAAACCAACAACAUUUUGCUUAAUGAAAAUUCUAUAGCAAAGUUGAGUGACUAUGGAUUGUCCAUUAUCUCAGAAGAAACUGAUGCAAGUGAGGUAAAAGGUGAAAGCCCAAAUUCAUGGCAAACGAAAAAGUUAGAGGAUGAUAUCUAUAGCUUUGGAUUCAUAUUACUUGAGGCACUUGUUGGACCUUCAAUGUCAACUAAAAGAGAAGCAACUGUUCUAAAUGCAAUGGCUUCCUUCAAUAAUCAAGAUGACUGGAAACAAACAGUGGAUCCAGUUGUGCAAGCUACUUGCUGCAAAGAAUCUCUAUCAACUGUGAUUUCUAUAACCAACAAAUGUAUUUCUACCGAGCCAUGGAGUCGACCAUCGAUCGAGGAUAUUCUUUGGAACUUGCAGUAUGCUACUCAAGUCCAGAGAACAGCUGAUGGUGAUCACAGAAUUUGA